CCAUUGUGUUCAUAUUACUGUGGACCACAUAGCAAUAAUUCAAUACAAUUGGAGUAGACCCCAUCUUCCUGGAAACUUUUCAUAUUUGUUGUCCAAAUAUCAUCAAUUCUAUCUAUCCACAAACUUUUUAUCUUUCUUCUCAAAUUUCAACAAAUUAACCAAAUAAAUGGCAUCUGCUUCUUCUUUUGCGAGUGAUUCACAAUACUGUGCUCGAUGGAAGUACGAUGUCUUUCUAAGUUUUAGAGGUGCCGACACUCGGGCUACAUUUACAAGUCACUUGUACGAAGGUUUGAAAAACAGGGGAAUAUUCACCUUUCAAGAUGAUAAAAGGCUAGAGCAAGGUGAUUCCAUCUCAGAAGAACUCUUAAAAGCUAUCGAAGAGUCUCAAGUUGCACUCAUCAUUUUCUCAAAGAAUUAUGCUACAUCGAGGUGGUGCUUGAAUGAACUAGUGAAGAUCAUGGAAUGCAAGGAGGAAGAAAAUGGACAAACAGUCAUACCGAUCUUCUAUGAUGUGGAUCCAUCAAAUGUUCGAUACCAAAGUGAGAGCUUUGCAGAAGCAUUUGCCAAACAUGAAUCGACGUAUAAGGAUGAUGUUGAGGGGAUGCAGAAGGUGCAAGGAUGGAGGAAUGCCCUAACUGCUACUGGAAAUCUAAAAGGAUAUGAUAUUCGUGGCGGGAUUGAUCAAUCAAAGGAAAUUGAGCAGAUCGUCGACCACAUUUCUUCCAAAUUUUGCAAGAGUGCUUGUUUUUUAUCUUAUUUGCAAGAUGUUGUGGGAAUAAAUGCUCAUUUGGAGGAACUAAAAUCCCUACUUCAAAUAAAAAUCGAUGAUGUUCGAAUUGUUGGGAUCUGGGGAAUAGGCGGAGUCGGUAAAACGACGAUAGCAAAAGCCAUCUUUGAUACUUUAUCUGAUCAAUUUAAAGCUGCUUGUUUUCUUGCCGAUGUUAAAGAAAAUGCAAGAAAGAAUCAACUACAUUCCUUACAAAAUACCCUUCUCUCUGAAUUGUUAAGAAAAAAAGAUAAUUACGUCAAUAAUAAGUAUGAUGGGAAGUGCGUGAUUCCAAACAGACUUUGGUCUAUGAAGGUGUUGAUUGUGCUUGAUGACAUUGAUGAAAGAGAUCAUUUGGAGUAUUUAGCAGGUGGUGUCGGUUGGUUUGGUAAUGGCAGCAGAGUUAUUGUAACAACUAGAAACAGACAAUUGAUAGAGAAGGAUGCUGCAAUAUACGAAGUGCCUACGCUACCUGAUGAUGAUGCUAUGCAAUUGUUCAAUCAACAUGCUUUCAAAAAAGAAGUUCCAGAUGAGUGUUUUAAGAAGUUCUCGUUUGAGGUAGUAAAUCACGCUAAAGGGCUUCCUUUAGCCCUCAAGGUGUGGGGUUCUUUGCUGCAUAAGAAAGGCCUAACUCAGUGGACAAGAACUGUUGACCAAAUAAAGAAAAAGUCUAAUUUAGAAAUUGUUGAAAAACUCAAAAUAAGUUAUGAUGGGUUGGAGCCUGAAGAGCAAAAGAUAUUUCUUGAUAUCGCAUGUUUCUUCCGUGGGCAUCAUAGAAAAGAAAUGAAAUUUUUUGAUAGCUGUGAUUUUGGAGCUGAAUACGGAUUAGAUGUUCUAGUUGACAAAUCCCUUGUGUUCAUCUCUAUGUAUGGUAGAAUUGAAAUGCAUGACUUGAUUGAAGAUAUGGGCAAAUACAUUGUGAAAAUGCAGAAAGAUUCCGGAAAACCUAGCAGAGUAUGGAAUGUUGAAGAUUUCAAAGAUGUGAUGAUGGACAAUAUGGGGACCAUGACAGUCGAAGUAAUUUGGUUGACAGAUUCUGAAAAACUAUGCUUUAGCAAAGAGGCAAUGCAAAAUAUGCAAAAGCUUAGGAUAUUAUGCAUGUCAUAUCAUCCAUGGGUUCCUCAAAGGGCUUUCAAAGAUACUCCCAAAUCCUCUAUUGAGUACCUUUCAAACAACUUGCGUUGGUUUGUGUGGCAUUCCUAUCCUUGGAAGUUAUUGCCAGAAAAUUUUAAUCCCAGAAGGCUUGUUCAUCUUGAUCUCCGGUGGAGUUCAUUGCAUUAUUUAUGGAAUGAAACAAAGUUGCAGCAAUUUCUGUCUCUACGAAGGAUAGAUCUAAGUGGCUCUAAAAGCCUGAAGAGAACACCAGAUUUCAAGGGGAUGCCAAAUUUGGAGUAUUUGAAUCUAGAGUAUUGUAGGAGUCUUGAAGAAGUUCAUCAUUCCCUCAAGUAUAGCAAAAAACUCAUCCACUUAGAUUUGCAUUAUUGUAGAACACUUGAGAGGUUUCCAUAUGUUAAUGUGGAAUCUCUUGAAUCUAUGAAUCUAAAAUUCUGCUCUAGUUUAAAGAAAUUUCCAGAAAUCCUUGGAAUAAUGAAGCAGGGAACUGCCAGAAAGAUUAUGAUGUCAUGCUCUGGGAUAAGGGAACUGCCAUUAUCUUUCUUUGAUCACCAACCUCAUCUUAUAGAGCUACAUUUGAAUGGCAUGAAAAACCUUGUAUUUAUUCCAAGCAGCAUUUGUAAGUCGAAAGGUUUGGUGAAGCUAUCUGUGUCGUAUUGCUCAAAACUUGAAAGCUUGCCAGAAGAGAUAGGUGAUUUAGAAAACUUGGAGGAGCUUCAUGCCAGCAAUACUCUAAUCUCACGUCCUCCAUCUUCCAUCGUCCGGUUGAACAAGCUUAUAAGAUUGAGUUUUGGACAACAUAGAUCAGAAGAUAGAGUGUACUUUGUGUUCCCUCAGGUGAAUGAAGGGUUACUCUCAUUGGAAUAUCUGGAUCUCAGUGGCUGCAAUAUAAUAGAUGGAAGACUUCCGGAAGACAUUGGAUGCUUGUCCUCUUUGAAAAAGUUGAAUCUCAAGGGAAAUAAUUUUGAGCAUUUGCCUCAAAGCAUAUCCAAACUUGGUGCUCUUGAAUACUUAAACUUAUCAGAUUGCAAGAGACUUACACAGCUGCCAGAAGACAUUGGAUGUUUAUCCUCUUUGACAAAGUUGAAGCUCAACGGAAAUAAUUUUGAGCAUUUGCCUCGUAGCAUAUCCCAGCUUGAUGCUCUUGAAUACUUGGACUUAUCAGAUUGCAAGAGACUUACUCAGCUGCCAGAAGACAUUGGAUGUUUAUCCUCUUUGACAAAGUUGAAACUCAACAGAAAUAAUUUUGAGCAUUUGCCUCAAAGCAUAUCCAAACUUGGUGCUCUUGAAUACUUAAACUUAUCAGAUUGCAAGAGACUUACUCAGCUGCCAGAAGACAUUGGAUGUUUAUCCUCUUUGAAAAAGUUGAAGCUCAACAGAAAUAAUUUUGACCAUUUGCCUCAAAGCAUAUCCAAACUUGGUGCUCUUGAAUACUUAAACUUAUCAGAUUGCAAGAGACUUACAAAGAUGCCAGAAGACAUUGGAUGUUUAUCCUCUUUGAAAAAGUUGAAGCUCAACAGAAAUAAUUUUGACCAUUUGCCUCAAAGCAUAUCCAAACUUGGUGCUCUUGAAUACUUAAACUUAUCAGAUUGCAAGAGACUUACAAAGCUGCCAGAAUACAUUGGAUGUGCAUCCUCUUUGAAAGAGUUGUAUCUCAAGGAAAUAAUUUUGAGCAUUUGCCUCAAAUCAUAUCCGAACUUGGUGCUCUUCGAUCCUUGGACUUAUCAGAUUGCAAGAGGCUUACUCAGCUGCCAGAAUUUCCACAGGAAUUAGAUACAAUAUAUGCAGAUUGGAGCAAUGAUUUGAUCUGUUAUUCCUUGUUUCAGAAUAUGUCAUCAUUGCAGCAUGACAUCUGUUCUUCA
This is a messenger RNA of Solanum tuberosum (potato), 3741 nucleotides long. Its product is annotated as TMV resistance protein N-like. The transcript is spliced from 4 exons. Lineage: Eukaryota; Viridiplantae; Streptophyta; Magnoliopsida; Solanales; Solanaceae. The record is from RefSeq and is a predicted model, not a curated record. Gene Ontology annotation, molecular function: ADP binding; protein binding. Bases 167 to 3652 code for a protein of 1161 amino acids. Gene Ontology annotation, biological process: defense response; signal transduction.